Messenger RNA from Dujonia railenensis, 672 nucleotides. Lineage: Eukaryota; Fungi; Ascomycota; Pichiomycetes; Serinales; Debaryomycetaceae. The record is from the annotation of a GenBank genome assembly.
AUGUCUCAUAAGUCAGAUAAAUACGUGGCGGAUUCAGACUCAGGCUCAGAUUCCGAAGAACUCGGCUUCCAACCUCCAAAACAUUUUAAUAAAGUGUCAUUGGGAUCUGGAUCGGGCUUGCCAGCAUCUUUGGAAAAUAAAGAAAUAUGGAUCAUUAAGGCACCAAAAAAUUUUCCCCUUAAAGACCUUAAGUCUUUGCCAAUCUCUUUCACAUCGACAUCAAUUGCCAAUGGGCCAAGUAAAUUCAAGGUUUCCAGCAAGAGUUACCAAAUAAAUGAAGAAUUAUUCUCCACUGGAAGUGAGAACAAGAAGUAUGCUAUUUUAAAUAGCAAGAAGGGUGGUGCGUAUGUUCCAUACGAUGAGCCAGUACAGAGAUUUUAUAAUAUUCGUGAGAGUGUUGAUAUUCCAGAUAUCGAUUUUGACGGCGCCAGAGUGCCAAGAUUGGAUGUAGAAAAAGUAGACGAUUUGCGUAUGAGACACUUCCCUACUGGGUAUGGAGCUGAAGAUUAUGGCAUAGUCGCUUCUGAAAAGAGAGAUGACGAAGGGAAGGUAGUUAAGAAGCAAAAAACCGAUAAAAAGGACAAGACAGAAAAGAAGGACAAGAAGGAAAAGAAGGACAAGAAAGACAAGAAGGAAAGGAAAGAGAAGAAAGAGAAGAAAGAAAAGAAAUAG